AUGCCGUUCGGGAGCCUGUCUGGUCUGAAGGAGCGGGUUCUCAGGCCCGGGACGGAGGAGGUGAAGAACACCAUGGGGGACUCCCUGGGGACCCUGCAGAAAAAAAUCGACGGCACCAAUGUGGAGCAGGAAGAGCCCAUGGAGCUGACAGAGGACGGGCGCCCCGUGGCGGCAGCGCCCCGUAAGGCCCCGCUGUGGGACUGCGGCUGCUGUGGCCUGCCCAAGCGUUACAUCAUCGCCGUCCUCAGCGGCCUGGGCUUCUGCAUCUCCUUCGGCAUCCGCUGCAACCUGGGCGUGGCCAUCGUGGAGAUGGUCAACAACAACACCGUCUACAUCAACGGGACCCCUGUCAUGCAGCCAGCACAGUUUAACUGGGACCCGGAGACGGUUGGCCUGAUCCACGGCUCCUUCUUCUGGGGGUACAUUGUCACCCAGAUCCCUGGCGGCUUCAUUUCCAACAAGCUGGCAGCCAACAGGGUGUUCGGUGCAGCCAUUUUCCUGACCUCCAUCCUCAACAUGUUCAUCCCUUCAGCGGCAAGGGUGCACUAUGGCUGCGUCAUGUUCGUCCGCAUCCUACAGGGCCUGGUGGAGGGUGUCACGUACCCAGCAUGCCAUGGGAUGUGGAGCAAGUGGGCGCCCCCGCUGGAACGAAGCCGGCUGGCAACCACAUCCUUUUGUGGUUCUUAUGCAGGUGCGGUCAUUGCCAUGCCUCUGGCUGGCAUCUUGGUGCAGUAUGUAGGAUGGUCCUCUGUGUUCUACAUAUACGGAGUUUUUGGGAUCAUAUGGUACAGCUUUUGGCUUAUGUUAGCCUAUGAGAGCCCCGCUGUACACCCAACCAUCAGCGAGGAGGAGAAGAUAUACAUCGAGACCACCAUCGGGGAGGGAGUCAAUUUGAUGGGUGUAACUGAGAAGUUCAAGACACCCUGGCGCCGGUUCUUCACCUCCAUGCCUGUCUACGCCAUCAUCGUAGCCAACUUCUGCCGUAGCUGGACCUUCUACUUGCUGCUCAUCAGUCAGCCCGCUUAUUUUGAGGAAGUCUUCGGCUUCCCCAUCAGCAAGGUGGGAAUCCUCUCAGCUGUUCCCCACAUGGUGAUGACCAUUGUGGUCCCCAUUGGAGGUCAGCUUGCCGAUUUUCUACGUAGCCGCAAGAUUCUGUCCACCACUACGGUGCGCAAGAUCAUGAACUGUGGAGGGUUUGGGAUGGAGGCCACCCUGUUGCUGGUGGUUGGAUUCUCCCACACAAGGGGCGUGGCCAUCUCCUUCCUCGUGCUGGCUGUGGGCUUCAGUGGAUUUGCCAUCUCAGGGUUCAAUGUGAAUCAUCUGGACAUUGCUCCCCGCUACGCCAGUAUCCUGAUGGGAAUAUCCAAUGGUGUGGGGACUCUGUCAGGCAUGGUGUGUCCACUCAUCGUAGGAGCUCUGACCAAACACAAGACCCGUCUGGAGUGGCAGAACGUGUUUGUGAUUGCGGCCAUGGUCCACUACACUGGGGUCGUCUUCUAUGCCAUCUUCGCCUCGGGGGAGAAGCAGGACUGGGCGGACCCGGAGAGCACCAGCGAUGACAAGUGCGGCCUCGUCGACCAGGACGAGCUGGCCGAGGAGACGGAGCUAAACAGCGAGAGCACCCUGACCCAGGGGAAGAAGAUGUCGUACGGGGCCACCGCGGAGAACCCCAACACCCGCAAGCAGGGCUGGAGGAAUAAGAAAGGUGUCACCAUGCAGGAGGAGGAAAGCUCGUACCACUAUGAGAAUGGAAGCUACCGGGACCACCAGUGA
Megalops cyprinoides (Indo-Pacific tarpon) is the source of this 1773-nucleotide messenger RNA. RefSeq names its product solute carrier family 17 member 8 (gene slc17a8). Gene Ontology annotation, cellular component: excitatory synapse; synaptic vesicle membrane. Gene Ontology annotation, biological process: monoatomic anion transport; neurotransmitter loading into synaptic vesicle; regulation of synapse structure or activity. The record is from RefSeq and is a predicted model, not a curated record. Gene Ontology annotation, molecular function: neurotransmitter transmembrane transporter activity; L-glutamate transmembrane transporter activity. The transcript has 12 exons. Bases 1 to 1773 code for a protein of 590 amino acids. Lineage: Eukaryota; Metazoa; Chordata; Actinopteri; Elopiformes; Megalopidae.